Aspergillus niger is the source of this 504-nucleotide messenger RNA. RefSeq lists its product as uncharacterized. The record is from RefSeq and is a predicted model, not a curated record. NCBI's taxonomy places the organism in Eukaryota, Fungi, Ascomycota, Eurotiomycetes, Eurotiales, Aspergillaceae. The transcript is spliced from 4 exons. Bases 1 to 504 code for a protein of 167 amino acids.
AUGAACGCCAAAUCACUGGCGACAUUAGCGAAUCAACUGAGACAAGGCGCCUUAUCUGAUCCCUUUUGCCCGGAUGAUUGUGACUGCUCUAAGCAGUACGCCUCGUAUGCUACAUCAUCUUCGCCUCGGAAGCCAAACUUGCGACCUCACCACGCUCAUAUUCCGAGCCCACAAGACGCAGCAAGAAGGCCUGUGGGUUCUAUCGAUCCUCAUUUCACCCCACCAACGAGAGCUAAGCCGGAACUCCCCGAGCAAUCUUGGCAUUUGGUUAGAGAGGGGUCACUUGUGGAAACUGACGACGAUGCGAGGUUGGAGCUUAGCUUCAUCUGUGUUUGCUUUCUUUCGUCGGCUUUACAUCGAGCUUCGGACAUACGACUCAAAACUGUGGUUCCUGGCUAUUUCUCAGGUGGGACUGCGAGCAGGGCUGUCCACCGGAUGCGUGAUUUCGUGCCUCGCGCCUUCAGGUCGGUCGUCCCACUCGAGGAACGGCUUUUCAAAGCCUAG